UAUUACCAUGGAUUUGCUUUGGGCCGAUCCAGACCCGCGAAUCAAAGGGUGGCAAACAAGUCCAAGAGGUUGCAGUUAUCUGUUUGGCGACGACGUCAUUCUUCAAUUGACCGCUUUGCUAGAUAUCGAUAUGGUCGUUCGUGCUCACCAAGUCGUUCAGGAUGGGUACGAGAUCAAUGGAACUCAAAAAUUAGUCACAAUCUUCUCAGCUCCAAACUAUGCUGGACAAUUCGACAAUGCUGGAGCGGUAAUGAUGGUCGAGGCUUCUUUGCGGUGCAUGUUUUUCCAGUUUCCACCAACGAAAAAAGUUACACCACCUCCAGUGGCUCCUCCACCAAAUGCAACACCGCUAAAGCCGCAGAAUGGUUCAAAACCCUCCCCGGAAAAAGAAUUAAAGGCUAAGGAAGAAAAACCAACCUCUCCAGAGAAGUCGACCUCGCCUAAGAAAGAUGAGAAACCCUCGCCUGAUAAGUCUGCUAGUCCUGAAAAGCCAAAAGAUGAGGCGAAAGAGAAAACAGCUUCUGAUGUGUCGACACAGGAUUCUGUUGGGAAAACUCAGUCUACUUCGGAAAAAUUGGCUGCAAACACUUCGACUGCAUCAAAUUCGAGCGGAUCGGAUUCAUCGGUGACGAAAAAGAAGGAAAAGAAAGAUAAGAAGUGA
Messenger RNA from Meloidogyne enterolobii, 661 nucleotides. The record is from the annotation of a GenBank genome assembly. NCBI's taxonomy places the organism in Eukaryota, Metazoa, Nematoda, Chromadorea, Rhabditida, Meloidogynidae.